AAUCAACUGAAAAUAAAAGAUCUAAUCAGAAACUCUUAAAUGUUGCAGGUCGAUCUCUGAGACUUGUGAUGAUUGGAAAAACAGGUGUUGGUAAAAGUGCCGUCGGAAACACAAUUCUGGGAGAAGAACGGUUUGAAUCUCGUCCAGCUUCAGAGUUGGUGACCACAACCUGCCAGAAAGAAGAAACAACUUGGAGAGACAGAUUAAUCACUGUGGUGGACACACCUGGCAUCCUGGACACUGACGGGACAGAAGAGUUCAUUAGGACGGAGAUAGUCAGGUGUGUCCAGGUGUCCUGUCCGGGGCCUCACGUGUUCCUGCUGGUGAUCCAGGCUGGAAGAUUCACCAGGGAAGAGAAAAACUCAGUGGAGGCCCUGCAGGAGCUGUUUGGUCGCAGAGCGGAUCAGUUCAUGGUUGUCCUGUUUACCCGCGGUGGAGAUCCGGACUCAAGCAUCCAAGACUACGUGAGAGAAGGUGAUCCAGAGCUUCAGAGACUCAUCCGAAGAUGUGGGAGCAGAUUCCACAUCUUUGAAAACAGCAGCAGGGACAGAGAACAGGUGGAAGAGCUGUUCAGGAAGGUCGAAGAGAUGGUGGCAGCAAACGGAGGAACCUACUACACCAACGAGAUGUAUGAAGAGGUGGAAGCAGCCAGAACAGCUGCACAUCCAGUACAAGAAAACCAGUACAGCUUCAUUGAUUCACUUGUACGUCGCAUCAGGAAUUUUCUAAAUAUUCUUAACAGAGAUUAGAAAUGUUGUUCUAAAGCUCAUAUUAGUGUAGCAGGAAGAAGCCUGCCCCAAUAUUCAAAACACCUGGCCCCUAAUCACCUCAUGAGGGGUGGAGAGUAUAAAGGCAGACUCUCUCACCUGGUUGCUUAUGCGGCUGGUGGCUCACUGGUUCAGGGCUCAGAGUCCAGAGCUUAGCAGCAUCGGAGCAGGACGGCCGCUGAGUCACGAGUUCACCGAACGAAGAGACUUUUACCGAGAGCGGGAUGGAGGAAGGUGGGAGGUUCCGAGAAAAAAGUGACUGUAAUAGUAUGGAGUGUAGUGAAGAGGAAGGAAGGAGUGGGCAGAAUGAAGAUAAAGAGUGGGACUUGGUGGGAAAGGGUGGAAAGAAGUAGCGAGCUGCCGAAAGAGAGGAAAAAAGGAAAUGAGGAAAGCACUGAAGACACCGAUAAUGAYGGAAUUGAGGAAGGAAAAGAACCACCAAAAAGACAAAACCUGAACAUUAUAAUAAGAUUUGAUGAAGGAGAAGGAGUCAAGAAGAUUGAUCCAAUUAAACUAACAAAAGCAC
Messenger RNA from Poecilia reticulata (guppy), 1293 nucleotides. NCBI's taxonomy places the organism in Eukaryota, Metazoa, Chordata, Actinopteri, Cyprinodontiformes, Poeciliidae. The record is from RefSeq and is a predicted model, not a curated record.